AUCCGGUUAAACCGGUUCGCUAAAGACAGUGUUGCAUAACGGCCAAACUACCCUGUGGGAAUUUCAAAAGACGCAUCGCGUCCUUUUUCGUUGUUUAUAAUUGAUCCUGGCUGUAUUUUGUUAUCGUGAAGAAUUAAACAAAUCCUUAAACAUAAUAACGUGAAAUAUAAGACGAUCAAGACAUGCUGGAAACCAAGAGCAUAGCUGCUUUGGCAUUUACGGAAACGCCGCGCAAGCGUAAACGGGAAACAGGACAUCAUCAUCAUGUGGCUCCCCCGCCACUUGCCCCGCCCCCGCUGACGGCGCAGCUGCAGGACCAACCCCCGGAACGGCAAAGGGACGCCCAGGUGCGACAGGAUGCAGCUGUCGCUGCCACGGAGUCCUGCUUCACCAAUGCCGCCUUCAGUUCGACGCCGAAAAAGUUGAUUGGACGCCGCCGCCUUGCCAAGGAGAAUGCCCAACCGAAUCCUUUUCCCGGCCUGGAGGUUAAGUCCAUUGCUGCUCUGGCCGAGAAGCAGCAUCAGCCGGUGUCCACGAAUCCGUUCGAGGUACUGCGUCAGCCCUCCAAGAAAAAGAAGCGGGAACAUGCCUGUUUUGAGAAUCCUGGCCUGAAUUUGGAAUUGCCGGAGAAGCAGUUUAAUCCCUAUGAGGUCAUCCGUUCGACGGCCACUCCUUCGAAGGGCUUCGUUAAUCCCGGCCUGAAUCUGCGCGGCAAUGAUGUCCCAGCCUCGCUCAAUCCCUUCGAGAUUCAUCGACCCAGUGAGGUUUCCACGGCGGCCUGCAAUCCCACUGGUGUGGCCAAUCCCGCCCUGACGGAAACCGAAGCCGAGGACCAUCAGCUGCCCACCAGCUUGAAGAUUGGGUUGCCCUUCACCCCCACCCUGGGCUGUCGCAUCGAUUUUCAUGGCAUGUCGCUCUCCCAGCUGACUCCCAGCAAGCUGCUGGCCGAGAAGUUGGUCUUCUCGCCGGUUCCGGCUCCCAAGAGAUCCCUGGGCGCCAUCAGCGAGGAGUCCACCAUGGAUAUUGGCAAGGAACUGGAUCGCUAUCAGCUGGAGUUGGAGAACAGCAUCAAUGAGGCGAAGUUGCGCAAGAACGGCAUCUUGACGGACGUCCAGGACAAGCCCAGGAUCAGUUUGGAGGUGGAGGUGUCGAAGGACACGCAGUCCCAAGGGCUGGUACCUGCUCCAAAGGUGGUGGUGGUGGAGACCGAUUCCCAGGAGGUGGUCAUGCAGGAGGUGCGAAAUGGAGAGGCUUCGGUGGAGCGACGGCUGAUCUGCACCAGAAGGCGCACUCUGACGGAGAUUAGCGAGGAGCAGCAGGUGGAGGAGAUGGAAGAGAAGGAGCAGAAACAGGAGCAGGAGGAGGAGCUAGAGGAGCAGAAUCAGGAAGAGCUGAAGAAGCAGGAAAAGGAGAAGCAGAAGCAGCAGGAACUGGAGGACCAGGAGAAGCAGAAACGCUUGCAGGAGCAGCUGAAGGAGAAGCUCAAGGAGCGCGAGAGGGAGAAGGAGCUGCUGGCUAAGGAAAAGGAAAAGGAAAAGGAGGACGUGGUCUAUGCCUCCGAGGAGUCGGAGGACGAGGAACUGGAUGAUCUGGACUUCAAGGCGCCCGCACGCUUCGUUCGCGCCUAUCGUCCCGCUGCCCAGCCCACCAAGGCGCCCAGCAAGGAGUCCCUCCAGUCCAUUGGCUCCUCCAAGUCCACAAAAUCCGGAGAAACCAAAUCCCACGGUGGUGGUGGCGUUAAGAACAUGAUCCGCAAGUCCAUACGCCGUCUCAUGCAUCCCAUCCAGCAUACCUCGCCGGAGAAGGCACAACCGGAGGAGCAACAUGGUCAUUAUGGUCAUCAUCACAAUAUCAUCAAUACCAUACGACAUAGCCUGCGUCGAAGACCCCAGAAGAUGACCCCCCUAGAGGACGAGGACGAGGAGGAGGAGGAGCAGGAGCAGAUCCCCUCCCUGCCGGACAUCUCCAUCAUAGACAGCAGUGAGCGGACGAUGAAACUGCGCUCCAGUGUGGCCCAGACCGAGUACAUGACCAUCGAGCAGCUGACCAACGAGAAGAAGCACACGCUGAGGAACAGUAUCCGGCGCUCCACGCGGGACGUACUGCGUCAUGUCCUGUUCCACAAGAGUCAUGAUGCCUAUGCCACCGCCAAGUGAUCAUCCCACUCAUCCUUUUUUUAUACAAAUAUCCUUGAAGCACCUCUAGUUAAGUUUACAACAAAAAAAAAGCACCCAAAGAUUGUCUCACAAAAAAACAAAAACAAAAACAAAUCAUCACAAAACAAUACAUUUUUUUUAAGGAAUAUUUUUUAACUUCAUCUGUUAAUCUUUAAUUUUUUUACGGAUGGAGUUGUGUUUCUUGAAUUAAUAUUUUUUUAGAAAUAAUAUUUUUUUUUUUUAUCCAGCAAGGAUAGAUCCUUGAGAGCCACCUGGUUUCCGGUUAAUUAUGUACUUGAUGUUUGCACUUUUAUUAAUUAAUUAAUUAAUUAAUUAUUAUGUUUAAUGUUUAAUCAAUGUCUUUAUAUGUAUUUUGAAAUAUAUUUUUCACAUUUUUUGAAAUAUAUUUAACAUUUGUUUCUUAAAUA
This is a messenger RNA of Drosophila ananassae, 2584 nucleotides long. It is a transcript of the gene pon, whose product is annotated as trichohyalin. The coding region runs from base 183 to 2156 and encodes 657 amino acids. NCBI's taxonomy places the organism in Eukaryota, Metazoa, Arthropoda, Insecta, Diptera, Drosophilidae. The record is from RefSeq and is a predicted model, not a curated record. The transcript has 2 exons.